AUAAACUUUGACACAUCGGUUGGAGUGAUUUAAGAUGUUAUUUCUAGCCGUUAAAUGUCUAUGUGGCACUUUCGACACAUCGGUUGGAGAUGCUGAACACAUUAAAAAUGCAAAUAGAAAGUUUUUUUUUUUUUUUUCAGUUGGUAAAGAGAAAUUCCUCCCUUUAGGUUAAUUAACCAAGUAUUUUUAAUAGCAGACAAUCUUCUUUUUAUUUUAUGGAUAGUAGAAAGAACUCUUUCUUCAGACCAGAAAAAAAAAAAAGAAAAAAAAAAAAAAGAAGAAGAAGAAGUAAGAAGAAAGAACUCCGCCUUUGACAGACACAAUACCCUUCUUCCUCCUAAAAUCAUAAGAAAAUAAAAUUGCUUCCUCGGCUCCAUUUGUCGGCACAGCAGAGGACCAUGAAGAAAUAGUUGUGGCAGAUAACUGUUCCUGUUUGAGUGCCCAGCUAAUUGCUGUUGGUGGUCUUAUGUAAGUACACCUGGCAGGACUUUGGAGCCAAGCUGCAAGAGACUGAUAAGCCUUCAUCAGAUUGCUUAAUUCCAGGGCUUGAAGAUACAGAGACAAAGAAGAAGAAGGGGAACCAGAACUGGAAUCAGACCGUUGCAGUGAUAACCAUACCGGUUGCUCUUAAGAUCGCCAUUGAGUUUAGAACGAGGAGUUUGUCUAAGUUGCAGGAGAAGACGAUGAAAGUCAACAUCUUGCAGUGGCAUGCUGUUGCUUCAUGGACAUGGGAUGCACAAGAUGAAACAUGUGGGAUUUGCAGGAUGGCAUUUGAUGGUUGUUGUCCUGCUUGUAAACUCCCUGGGGAUGAUUGCCCACUAAUUUGGGGUGCAUGCAACCAUGCGUUCCAUCUUCAUUGCAUCUUAAAAUGGGUAAAUUCACAGACUUCUCAGGCGCAUUGCCCCAUGUGCCGCAGGGAGUGGCAAUUCAAAGGGUGAGAGAAAAACUGGAAUCGCUUUUAGGGUUUUCCUGCUUGCUUUCUCUUUCUUCAAGUGCAGGGGUUGCCAAUGCAGGCUUGCAAUUGUUUGAUUAUAUACUGGUUGAUGUAAAGUCAAGCACCUCCUUUGUAUUUGUUUUGUAUUGGUUGAUGUAAACAGUAGCUACAAUCAUUUAUUAUAUUCCCUCCAAUACACAUUAACCAUCUCAAUUAGAUCA
This is a messenger RNA of Prunus persica (peach), 1155 nucleotides long. RefSeq names its product anaphase-promoting complex subunit 11. The record is from RefSeq and is a predicted model, not a curated record. Lineage: Eukaryota; Viridiplantae; Streptophyta; Magnoliopsida; Rosales; Rosaceae. Gene Ontology annotation, biological process: anaphase-promoting complex-dependent catabolic process; positive regulation of mitotic metaphase/anaphase transition; protein ubiquitination. Gene Ontology annotation, molecular function: cullin family protein binding; ubiquitin protein ligase activity; zinc ion binding. Gene Ontology annotation, cellular component: anaphase-promoting complex; nucleus. The transcript is spliced from 4 exons. The coding region runs from base 684 to 938 and encodes 84 amino acids.